AGAUUGAAAGGACGGCUCCCGUUUGGAGCGCAGACAUUUCGCCGUCGCAGCGAGCGGCAGUAAAAGUGGUGCACUAUUGGUUUUCACUGAAUAAAAGCUGUUGAACCCUGAAAAAAAGAAAGAUAAACAUGGCGCGGCACAAUGUCCAUACCUUGGGCCUUGGCGUUCGGUUAACGGGCCGUCAAGGCAGAGAGGGAGCAGAGGUGGGCAGGCGGCCCCCAGGUGGCAGCCGCAGAGGUGGCGGUGUGGCACGUGAAAUUCGGCGGGCGAAGGUGACCCGGCUGGCGUACGCAACGCAAGCGACCCGGCAGUUUCGAAUCCUCCGAAAGCCUCAUUUAAAGCCCACGGCACCACUCUCCGUCCUCCUCGAUGCUCCCACCCCACCCCCCGCCGCCGCCCUCUGUUCUUCGCCUUCCCCCCUCCCCGUCUCUCCUGGCCCCAACCGCAAUGGCCAAGCGGAGGUUUCUUCUCGCUCUCCUCCUGGUCACGGCCCUCCUCGCGCUCUCCCUUUCGCAAGGGCUGGUGGAAGCGCGGAAGGUGCAGGUGCUGCGUGCGCUGCGGCACAACGACGAGCGGCGCGCGGCGCCCCUCGGCGGCCGCCUGCUGCCGGAGGAGAUGGCGUACACGACCAUGGACUACGGGCCCCCCACGGCCAACACCAACACCCACGGCGGCAUGGUCCCGACGCCUGCAGACCCCUCCUCGCCGCCGACGCACUGAUCGGAUCAUCGGCCCCACCGGCGACGACUGUCUUGUUGCGCGUAUAUAUACUACUGUUAUUUGGGAUUGGAAGAGAAAAGGGCGAAGCCAGAAGGGGAGGGGAUCGGAUCGGAUCGGAAGAAGCUGUUCUUCUCCCUUGACGCGCGUGUUGCGUUGUGUUGUAUUCUUGUGGUGUUUGCUGUAGCUGUAGCUGUUGUUGCUUUUGCUUGGUUGAUUGAAGUUGGAACUGUUAGUGGGUCCAUAGUAUUAUGUUUGGUGAGAUGUCAGCUCUGAUCAGAGUGAACUGAACUCCUCGUUGAAUCUUGUUUGUUUUGUACGGUGAAUUGUACGUACGUCCGUUGAAUUUUGUCUGAAUUUUGUCCCCUCUGUA
This is a messenger RNA of Sorghum bicolor (sorghum), 1090 nucleotides long. Its product is annotated as atherin-like. The transcript has 3 exons. NCBI's taxonomy places the organism in Eukaryota, Viridiplantae, Streptophyta, Magnoliopsida, Poales, Poaceae. The record is from RefSeq and is a predicted model, not a curated record. The coding region runs from base 129 to 860 and encodes 243 amino acids.